Messenger RNA from Kwoniella botswanensis, 564 nucleotides. RefSeq lists its product as uncharacterized. The transcript has 3 exons. The record is from RefSeq and is a predicted model, not a curated record. NCBI's taxonomy places the organism in Eukaryota, Fungi, Basidiomycota, Tremellomycetes, Tremellales, Cryptococcaceae. Bases 1 to 564 code for a protein of 187 amino acids.
AUGCCUUUACUCCCCUCAUAUCAGAAGAACCCCAAGGGUGACGAAGAGUCCCUACCGCUCUUCGACGCUGACUCCAACGAGCACGAUGAGUUACCCGCCUAUCCACCCAGACUCGGGGAGUCAUCGGGCGUAACCACCCACAAUGUAACUUAUACGUUCGUUCCUCGUUGGCCUAUAAAGGGGGAACAGAAGGAUGCGCUGGGAGUGUUGGGAGAUACGAAGGAGGAAACAAUCUCAAUUGUUCAAAGGGCAUUUCCAAUCUUAUCAACAUACCCAACAAACAGAAUCGAAAUCUCUUCCUUCGUCGAAAUCGAUAUGCCCAAUGGGAACGGGAGAAGAUCUGACGAAAGAUGGUGUAUGAUCAUGGACGAGGCGUGGUCGGGGUUCAAAACCAACCCUCCUAAGCGAUUGAGAGUUCAAAUUGCAGAUGGUCCAGGAGACGAGGAGAGACGAAUUAAAAGAGAAAGAAGGCAUAUAGCUUUGAAAAUCACGGCAGUUGUGUGUCCUGUUAUCUUGAUCUGGUCAGGUCUCGUCACUCUCGCUAUUACGAGCGACCGUAAUUAG